Gracilinanus agilis (Agile Gracile Mouse Opossum) is the source of this 3928-nucleotide messenger RNA. RefSeq names its product golgi associated kinase 1B (gene GASK1B). Bases 283 to 1821 code for a protein of 512 amino acids. Gene Ontology annotation, cellular component: Golgi apparatus. The record is from RefSeq and is a predicted model, not a curated record. NCBI's taxonomy places the organism in Eukaryota, Metazoa, Chordata, Mammalia, Didelphimorphia, Didelphidae. The transcript is spliced from 4 exons.
UGAGCUGGUGACUCAGUUAACUCUGUUUCCAUUCAUUCUCAGAAACAAAUCACACUUCCCUUGGGGAGGCUGAUAAGAAGCCAGGAGCUUGUUGUGGCCGAGUGGCACAGUCAUUAAAACAUUCCCAGCCCCAUCACCAACCUUUUCCUUCCUCCACUGCUCACUGGAGACUACUUAGGAAUCAAAGAAGAGGGUCUGCUGAAUGCUGGAAAGCAUGUAUCAUCGCAGCUGGGGCAGUCAGCCGGCUUUAAAGUCUCUUCACCAUGCGGAUGCACCGGAGAAAUGACCUGCCCAGACAAGCCAGGCCAACUCAUAAACUGGUUUGUCUGCUCCUUGUGCAUCCCGAGGGUGCUGAGGCUUUGGAGUAGCAGGCGCCCGAGGACCAGGAGGAAUCUGUUGCUAGGAACUGCCUGUGCUCUUUACCUGGGCUUCCUGGUGAGCCAGGUUGGGCAUGUGUCACCACAGCAUCGAAGGGCACCAGAAAAGGACCCCCAGUGGAACCUGGAUGCUGCUGGGACAUCCUUCCUGGAGCUGCCCUUGGAUGGCACACUGGCACCCCCUGAGAGCCAAGGGAACGGGACCACCCUGCAACCCAAUGUGGUCUAUAUCACCCUACGCUCCAAGAGGAGCAAGCCUGCUAACAUUCGCGGUACAGUGAAGCCCAAACGGAGGAAAAAAUAUGCCCUGGGCUCCUUAACCCAGAGACAGGAGAUGUGGACCAAGCCAUCCACGCAACCCCACGGGUUGGCACUGGCAGCAGAUGUCGAGGUCCCUGGGCAUCCGCGUAAGGAACAGGUGGGCAGGGACUGGGGGCAGACCUGGAGACUGGCCCAGGGACCCGACCUCCAAUUGCCCAGGACCUCGGAGAGCAACAUUAGGAUAUACAGUGAGAGCGCCCCCUCAUGGUUGAGCAAAGAAGACAUCCAUGGGAUGCGCCUACUGGCUGACAGCGCUAUUGGAGACAUCCAAGAAUUGCCGUCCCUGCCUGGAGCUCGCUUGUUGGUGCUGGAGGGAAACUCAAAGAACAAAUGGCCUUCUUGUGGCACCAGUCCUUGUGCUUUGCUUAAGAGACCCUUGGACAUGAGCGAGGUGUUUGCUUUCCACUUGGACCGCAUCCUGGGCCUUAACAGAACCCUGCCAUCUGUGAGCAGGAAAUCUGAGUUCAUUCAAGAUGGCCACCCCUGCCCUGUGAUUCUCUGGGACUCAUCAUUGGCUCCAACAGAUAAUGAAAGUCAUUCUUCAGUUCCACUCACUUGGGGUGCUUAUCAACAAUUACUCAAGCAAAAGUGUUGGCAAAAUGGCAGAGCACCCAAAGCUGAAUGGGGGUGUACUGAAGUACAUCAUCAUGAAUGGUCUAAGAUGGCACUUUUUGAUUUUCUGCUCCAGAUCUACCACCGCUUAGAUGUAAACUGCUGUGGAUUCAGACCUCGGAAGGAGGAUGCCUGUGGUCAGAAGGGAGUGAGGAGGAAAUGUGAUAACCAAGACACUGUGGAGCUAACACACAUUGUUCAAAGAAAGCAUGACCCAAGGCACUUGGUCUUUAUAGACAAUAAAGGUUUCUUUGACAGAAGUGAAGAUAAUUUAAAUUUCAAAUUAUUAGAAGGAAUCAAAGAGUUCCCUGAAUCUGCAAUUUCAAUUCUGAAGAGUCAUCAUUUAAGGGAGAAGCUCCUUCAGUCCUUGUUUCUUGACAAAGUUUAUUGGGAAAGCCAAGGAGGUCGACAAGGAAUUGAAAAACUUAUUGAUGUGAUAGAACAGAGGGCCAAGAUUCUUCUCACCUACAUCAAUGCACAUGGAGCCAAAGUAUUACCUAUGAAUCAAUGACUUUGAAGGACCUAUCAUCCAAGUAAAAAUUGGGACAAAAACAAUAGGACAUAGAAAUACUUCAGUGCUCUUUCAAGACUUUUAUAAAAAUAUUCCUGAAAAUAUUUUGACUUCACAGAAAACAUUCACUUUUUUCUUUCUCAUAUGUAUCAAACUGGACCCAGUAGACUGUAAGCUCUUCAAGAGCAGGAGCUUUUAUUUGUGUUUUCCCCUAAUGCCCUUUACAUUGCCUUAUACUUUUCAAAUGCCUUUUUGUAUUGGAUUGACCCAAAUACUUGACUGUAGAAUGGUUUCAAGGAUUAUCUGACCUAAUUUUAGCAAAACCAGUUAGUAUCAUAACCUAAAUCCAGUUCAUUUCAAUUAAAAAAACUUCUUAUUUCACCAUUUAUGUGCAAAGCACUGUAACAGGCACUGAGAAUAUAACAACUGAAACCAUACAGUCCUUUCUUGAAGGUGCUCCCAUUUGUUUCUUUGCUUGGCAAAGGAGAUCCAGACAUCUUAUAUCAGUCAUUUCUAUAAUGACAUCAUAAAGACCUUAAUGAUUACAGUGACAAAAAGUUACUUUAGCUCUUGGUGCCAUUGCCCCUCCUAGGUUUUGGGGAACCUUAGCUCUAUGAUCUAAGAUGCCCAAAGAGGAUAUAAUGACUCUCUCAGCACUGGCAAAUGCAUACCUACAAUUUACAAAAAGCUCAAAGACUUCGUUGAUGUCCCACAUAGAUAUAUUGGAUCACUGGUAAAAAUACAGUGCAUUCUACAGUAUUUCUACAAAAAUUCCUGACAUAUCUAUAAAGAAAACAUUGUAUUCUCAGACCUUUUGGAAAUAAAUUGUAUUUAGAAUGGAGAAAAUUCAAAUCUGACUAUAUUCAUGGCUCUUCUCUUUCUAAAGAGAGAUCUAAAUUAUAUCUUGUGACUUGGAACCAAGUGACUCUGAGACUGGAAAUUGAUUAAUUAGAAAUAUAUAAAAAUACAUGCGUGCGUGCACACGCACACACACACACACACGACUUUUUCUUUUUAGAGAGAGAGGGAAAAGAAUUUAGUUUGUGAUUUUUUUGAAGAAUAUAUGCAAUAAAGUCAGUUUUAUGAUCCAUUAACAUUUUUCUCACAUUUGGUUAGUAUGACAAUAAAUUUUUUAAUCCAAUUCACAUCAGUUGUAAGAUAUAAACCUAUUUCUUGGCUAUCAAAGAGAAAAUAUUAUGAGUUAAAUUCUGACAUUAGUGAGGUCUCCUCAGUGAAAGCACAAUUCUAAUCUCAAGGCCAGUUUCCACCUCUUCCUUAAUGCCUCACCUUCAUGCCCCAUUCAUAUUAGCAUGAAUGAACCUAAGCAUCUAGGAAGGAAAGGGUUUAAGCAUACAUGUAGUGCUUGGUAUGUGCCAGGUACAAUGCUAAGAACUUUUUGUAAGCAUUUUCUCCUUUGAUCUGACAACAACCCUAUGUAUUAGGUACUAUUAUUCUCAUUUUACAGUAGAGGAAACUAAUUAUUGGGUCUCAUUACCUUCUAAUAUUUUUGAAGAACAAAAUGGAUAUUUCUAUAUUCAUUCCUAAACUUUAUUUUAAAAAUGAUUUUGGAAAGGCUACUCUUUUUUUAGCUUUGUUUUGCUUACUUGAGAAAUUAAUACUAGAGGUUCAUUUGAAAAUUGUUUACAAAAAAGAAUGCCACCCCAUUCCACAUCUAAAGCUAAGUGCUGCUCUUAAUGUCUUUUACAUUUUCUAUCAUUUAAAACUGAAGAAUCAAUAGCAAUGUUAAUAGUUUUAGAAAUCAUAUUUUAAUUGCCAAUGAUGAUUUUUUUUCCUGCGGAUCAAUUUUAAUUUCUAUCUGCAGAAAUAAAAAAUAAGAUAAUAUUCAAUUCAAGAAAAUAUGGGAGUAAAGAUAUCAUUGGAUCUUCUGUUACUGGGUUUUCAAAGCACUUGCCCUGUAUUGCCUUCAGGUGACACCCACUUAUUUUCAAGGCUUACUCAUGGCAAAAUGGCUAUUGGAAUUUGUCUUCAGCAUUCCUAUCUAUUCUCAUAUUCUGAAGAGCCAUUUCUUUAGACAUUUUCUAACUGUGUGAUCUUGGGUAAGUCAUUAAACCAUUUUGGUCACCAUUUCUUCAUCUAUAGCAGUGGU